Pipistrellus nathusii (Nathusius's pipistrelle) is the source of this 525-nucleotide messenger RNA. NCBI's taxonomy places the organism in Eukaryota, Metazoa, Chordata, Mammalia, Chiroptera, Vespertilionidae. The record is from the annotation of a GenBank genome assembly.
AUGGCUGCAGCCAACAAGGGCAACAAGCCCAGAGUCCGGAGUAUCCGCUUUGCAGCCGGCCAUGAUGCCGAGGGCUCCCAGAGCCACGUCCACUUUGAUGAGAAGCUGCAUGACUCGGUGGUCAUGGUCACCCAGGAGAGUGACAGCAGCUUUCUGGUUAAGGUUGGCUUCCUGAAGAUCCUGCACAGGUAUGAGAUCACCUUCACCCUGCCCUCGGUGCAAAGGCUGAGCAAGGACGUCCGAGAGGCACCCGUCCCCAGCCUGCACCUCAAGCUCCUCAGCAUCAUACCCGUCCCAGAAGGUUACAGCGUCAAGUGUGAGUACACAGCGCACAAGGAAGGCGUCCUCAAGGAGGAGAUGCUGCUAGCCUGUGAAGGUGGCACAGGCACCUGUGUGCGAGUGGUGGUGCAGGCCCGUGUCAUGGACCGGCACCAUGGCACACCCAUGCUGCUGGAUGGUGUCAAGUGCGUGGGCGCUGAGCUAGAAUACGACUCGGAGCACAGCGACUGGCAUGGCUUCGACUGA